Molecule: messenger RNA, 312 nt
Organism: Suricata suricatta (meerkat)
Lineage: Eukaryota; Metazoa; Chordata; Mammalia; Carnivora; Herpestidae
Product: keratin-associated protein 6-2-like
Exons: 1
Coding region: 1-312 (103 amino acids)
Source: RefSeq, a predicted model, not a curated record
AUGUGUUGCAACUACAGCAACUCCUGUGGCUAUGGCUGCGGCUAUGGCACUGGCUGUGGAUGUGGCCCCUAUUAUGGCUGUGGCUAUGGAACAGGCUAUGGCUGCGGAUAUGGCUCCUGCUGUGGCUAUGGCACCAGAUAUGGCUGUGGCUAUGGAACAGGCUAUGGCUGCGGAUAUGGCUCCUGCUGUGGCUAUGGCACCAGAUAUGGCUGUGGCUAUGGCACCGGAUAUGGCUGUGGCUAUGGUUAUGUCUCUGGCUGCUGUAGCUACAGACCAUUUUGCUACAGAAGAUGUUACUCUUCCUGCUGUUAG